Messenger RNA from Clupea harengus (Atlantic herring), 4258 nucleotides. It is a transcript of the gene fech, whose product is annotated as ferrochelatase. Lineage: Eukaryota; Metazoa; Chordata; Actinopteri; Clupeiformes; Clupeidae. The record is from RefSeq and is a predicted model, not a curated record. Gene Ontology annotation, molecular function: protoporphyrin ferrochelatase activity. Gene Ontology annotation, cellular component: mitochondrion. Gene Ontology annotation, biological process: heme biosynthetic process.
UUGACUUUCAAAUGAGCCAUGAGAUUAAUAAUAUUUCUUCUGUUCCGCGUUGUCUCAAAAGUCGUUUCCUUAUAUUUUAGUCUGCGUUUUGUUUCCUCGAAUUCUCAACAGAACUAUGCACGCUCAGACAAGUGAAUGGUUUGCUGUUGACAUCACUUUGGAUUGCUAGUUUAUUAGCUACUUCCGUAUGUGUCCCAAUGUACGUAGUUUUUCUCACGGACAUUUAAUUUGCGUCGAUCACUUCAAAUUAAAUGUCUUUGCUGAGUACAGGACUCUAGGACCUAUACCUUUUUUUGUAGGCGGGGUUUCUGGGUUGUGGAUACACGUCAGCCACCUACGUUAGAUCAGCGUGGUGGUAGUACCCUGUACUGUCAUUCAGAGAAUUGACAUUAUUUGGGUCUGACGGAAUUCGCAUCAGCGCACAUGAUCUAGUGAGAUAUUUGUUAUCACUACAAUUGCUUUACGAGGUGAAGACCGUGUCACCUCUCGAAAUGGCAGCGUUGGGAGCUGUGAAUCGACUUUUCCUAUUUGCCAAGUGCAGCAGCAGUAACGUAAGCCUGUGCAUAAGUAGAUGGCAGUCAACUGCAGCUGCGGCGGCCGUUGCUCGGCAGCCAACCCCAGACAUACAGGCCAACAGGAAACCCAAGACUGGAAUUCUCAUGAUGAACAUGGGUGGGCCAGAGAAGUUGGAUGAUGUUCAUGACUUCCUCUUACGACUCUUCUCAGACAGAGACCUCAUUCAGCUUCCGGUGCAAAACACACUCGGGCCCUUUAUCGCCAAGCGCCGCACCCCAAAGAUCCAGGAGCAGUACAGCCGUAUUGGGGGCGGCUCCCCUAUUAAGCAGUGGACUACCUUGCAGGGCGAGGGCAUGGUCAGGCUGCUGGACGAGAUGAGCCCAGAGACAGCGCCACACAAGUUCUACAUCGGCUUUCGCUACGUGCACCCGCUCACAGAGGAGGCCAUCGAGGAGAUGGAGAGAGACGGUGUGGAGAGAGCAGUGGCCUUCACCCAGUACCCCCAAUACAGCUGCUCUACCACAGGAAGCAGUCUGAAUGCUAUAUAUCGCUACUACAGCGGCAGGGAGGACCGGCCCAAGAUGCGCUGGAGUGUCAUCGACCGCUGGCCCACACAUCCGCUGCUGGUUGAGUGCUUUGCCCAGCACAUCCUAAAUGAGCUGGAGAAGUUCCCCCCGGAGAAGAGAGACGACGUGGUGAUCCUGUUCUCUGCCCACUCUCUGCCCAUGGCGGUGGUGAAUCGAGGUGACCCGUACCCCCAGGAGGUGGGAGCCACUGUUCAGAGAGUCAUGGAGAGAUUAGAACACUGCAAUCCCUAUCGACUCGUCUGGCAGUCAAAGGUGGGGCCCCUGCCCUGGCUGGGCCCGCAGACAGAUGAUGUGAUCAAGGGUCUGUGCCAGCGCGGCAAGAAGAACCUGCUGCUGGUGCCCAUAGCCUUCACUAGCGACCACAUCGAGACGCUCCACGAGCUGGACAUCGAGUACUCCCAGGUGCUCGGGGAGGAGUGUGGCGUGGAGAACAUCCGGAGAGCAGAGUCUCUGAACGGGAACCCUAUCUUCUUCAAGGCUCUAGCUGACCUGGUCCAGGCGCACCUGAAGUCGGACCAGUCCUGCUCUCGCCAGCUCACUCUCCGCUGCCCCUUGUGUGUGAACCCCACCUGUGGGAAAACCAAGGCCUUCUUUGCCAAUCAGAAGCACUGACCUGAGACCGCCUCACUGACCCGCCCCCCCCACCCCACCCUCUCCUGUCAGCUGUCCAAUUCAGAAGAUGAGAAGCUCAGCCGCACUAAACGAAGCGCAACAAAACCCAGCCCUAAAGCCGCAGCAACGCACAAAUAGACUUUUUUUUUUGCACUGUUUCACCCCCUGCUUACAUUCCAUGCAAUUCCCCGAACAGCCCUGUUUCCACCAUGAAGGAGGAUGAGGAGGAACCACAGGGAUGCCUCUCCUCCUCCCUUUUCAUCCUCUCUCAGUCCUCCACCCCCCACCUUCUCCGCCUCACACCAGAGGUCAAGUGGAGGAGAGACUCACCUCUCCAGCCAUUCUGCUAAAAAUACCAUUACCUGCACCCCUGUCCCAAAAACCACGCACACACACACACACACACAAACUCACACACACACACACACACACACACACACACACACACACACACACACACACACACACACACACACACACACACGCACACCACUCGUACCCGUUCUCUUUUUACCAGCCCACCUCUCCCUGUUUCCCACCCUCACUUCACCGUCCAUACGGCAGCACGGCGUAUCGUGCAGAGGAGCCCAGCGUCCCAUUUCAACAUUACAACUCCUCCCCCCUCACCUCCUCAGCUCCUCGGUGUGACGUGCCUUCCCAUUCCUCCCAUCCAGACCCUCUGGCUCCAGCCUGUUCUUACUGUGUGGUUAGCAUUAGCAACAGAGCGCAGUUUAUUUACACCACUCGCUGUCUGGUCAGGGUGCUAAGGUGACUAUGCUUAUAUUUGUGGAUUGUGUAAAAAAUAUGUUCCAUGAGUGUCUACUUAUAUUGAUGUUGAAAUAUUUCCUAUAUUUUAGGCUGUUUUUGAUUUAUUUAUUUUGCUCUGGGCAAAAAAACGAAACUGAAAGUCAAAAGAUUUCUUGGUACUAGCUCUUGCCUCUGACUGCCUGGACAAGAGUCCGAUGCAGACUUCUCACUCAUCACCCAGUCUUCCAUCAGAAUGGAAUGAGAAAAAACAGACCCGCUGAUCAUCUCAUCAAAUUUGGCCAUCACAUUUUCAUCAUUCUCCACAAAGUGUCCAUCAUAAUCAUCACCAUCAUCAUCCAUCGACCUUCAUCAUCCUCUUCUUUCUUCCUCUCUUCUCAUCCUCCUCCUUGGCUGCUUCCCAUGGUCACCAGGGCUCUGUUGAUUAAGCUGAGAGAAAUUGGUUGUCCUGGACCCAAUAACCCCUUUGAGCCCUGAGCACGUGUGUGUGUGUGUGUGUGUGUGUGUGUGUGUGUGUGUGUGUGUGUGUGUGUGUGUGUGUGUGUGUGUGUGUGUGCGUGUGUACACACAUUGGUGAGUUGCUGGCCGUGCUGGGAAGAAUGAAUGAGUGAGGCAGGGAGGGAGAGAGAGAGAGAGAGAGAGAGGGAUCUCGCUCUGGGGUCUAGUGAGGGUCUCCUGGUAAUUGAAAAGCUGGGGACGCUUGCUCCACGGAACAGUGUGACCUCUAAUUGAGAGCCGAGCGAUUGAUUUCUCCACCGUGAGAGAGAAAGAAGGCGUGCUGGGCAAGUGGAGGAGGAGGAGGAGGAGGAGGAGGAGGAGGGGUGACAGGAGGAGACUGAAAUGGGGGUGAGGCUGAGCUGCACAGAAAGAGGAGAGGGGGAGAGAAGGAAAGAACGAGAGAUAAAGCAUGCCAUCAGAGGAGGGAAGCUAGGUCUGACCACAGAGAGGUUUGGCGCAGACGGGAGAAUGGAGGAAGGAUUGUGGGACGGAGGGAGUGAUAGAUAUGGAAGUGAGAGAGCAGGAAGAGAAGAGAAGAGAACUGCAACGUUACAGAAGGAAAAACCUCAAAACCAACACAAGCAAAACCUCUUGAAAUGACUGAGGGAUCUCCUGUUUGUACCUGCCUUUAGGGAGGUUCCUACUUCAAUCUAAUAACUAUGUUGACUUCUCUUGUAUGGAUGAUUGAUGUUGAAUUCUAGCUUGUUUACACACUGAAAUGAAAUCUCCCAACAGUACAAUCAGGAAGUGUGUGCAUUUGAAAAUCACUGAAUUUGGCAGCCAAAUCAUAGCCGUAGCACUCAUCUUCACACAGUGGUCUGUGUGGCGCUCAUCUUCACACAGUGGUCUGUGUAGCGCAUCCGUUUCAUUUUGACUGUUGGAAUAGCAAACCCAAUCAACCUGUGCAAACACUGGAAUAAAAACCAGGAAAGGGAAUACACAUGCUUCCAAACCAUAAGUGAUCAAGAAGAGGGUCAAACAGCAGGCGCGUGCUUCUGUCUGCGCCCCUGCAACAGCAACUUUUGUGUUAGCUCCGUGACGGGAAACUUUCAAUGCCUUGGAUAAAUAUAUUCACUGCUUAUUGGCCUGCUACGCUGCUUCUUGUAAAGACACUGCUUCUCUCAGUAUACAGUUGAUGUGAAGUGAAGUGCAUUAGAAGACUGAACACUGAAGAUGAGGCAGGGCUGUGAUUUGUGUGCUAACACUGAAUAUGAAUGAUGUACAUAGAUGAAAUGUGUCAAUGCUAAUAAAUACAUUUAUUUAAAAAAAAAAAAAAAAAA